GCCAGGGGACAACGGCCAGGGUCAACGGCCAGGGUCAACGACCAGGGACAACGGCCAGGGUCAACGGCCAGGGUCAACGGCCAGGGGACAACGGCCAGGGUCAACGGCCAGGGUCAACGGCCAGGGGUCAACGGCGGCGUGGUGUGGGAAAAAGGAGGGAACCUUCCAAGCCAUCAUCCCACCCCCUAAAAGGGUCCAUCCGCUGUGGUUUUUUGGAAAUUCCCACUGACCACCACCACCACCCCUCCUGCUGCUGCUGCUGCUCCACCCCGGUGCCGUUAUUAGCACAGCAACUCCGCACGCACGAAGCCUCGUUGGGAUCCUACAACAGACCCCGUUACUGCUGCAGUGUGUGUUGUUGUGUUGGUGUGUGUUGGUGUGUGUGUUGUUGGUGUGUGUGUUGUUGGUGUGUUGGGUUGUAUUGUUGUUAAUGUAGCGACGACGUCAAGGAGAGAGAGACAGACAGAGCGAGAGAGAAUAGGAGGGUGGGGGUCUCUUUGUUUCCGCUACGAUCUUGGCGCUGAGCUAAACCUCCUCCUCGCCCGCGGCGAGUUGGUGGUGGGUUGUGGAUUGGGGGGCAGGUCGUGAUUUAACAACACAGAGUAGCAACACAGAGUAGCAACACAGAGUGUUCGUGUGUGAGUUGUAGUAGUAGGAGAUUAACACACUGUGUUGUAGUUGUUGUAUAUUAACACACACUGUGUGUGUUGUAGUUGUAGUAGUAUAUUAACACACACUGUGUGUGUAGUUGUAGUAGUAUAUUAACACACACUGUGUGUGUUGUAGUUAGUAGUAGGAGAUUAACACUGUGUGUGUUGUAGUUGUAGUAGUAUAUUAACACACACUGUGUGUGUAAGUUGUUGGUGGUGGUGGCGGUCGAUCACUGCGCUAUGGAGCUGACCCUGCCGGAAGGCGACAGGCUACAACCCACGCCGGAAGCCCUGCCGGCUAAUGGCGGGCGGGUGUUUGGACGCCGGCAGUUGGACCUGAACCACUACGCCACCAAAAAGAGCGCCGCCGAGAGCAUGCUGGACGUCGCGCUGCUCAUGGCCAACGCGUCGCAGCUUAAGGUCGUCAUGGAGCACGGCACGGCCAAUAACUUCUACGCAGUGCUCAUCGCGCUGCUAUCCGUCUCCAUCAUCUUCCAGAUUGUCGUCGGAGUCCUGCUCAUCUUCAUUGGUGGGCAACGCCUCUUCGUCCCACUGAAGUACGACCUGAACGACGCGGGAAAGCACCGCAAGCUGGACCUCCUCAACAACAUCGCCACGGGCCUCAUCUUCAUCAUUGUCGUGGUCAACGUCUUCAUCACGGCCUUCGGGGUUCAGAAGAACGGCAGUCCUGUCUCCGCAACCCAGCAGGCCCCCCAAUAGCAACCGAUAACUGGUGCACAGAUACAGAGGUUUUGUCUUCAGUCCACUCCUGGAUACGAGCCUGCCCGCGAUGUGCGGGUCGUGGGUGGGUGGGGGGGUAUUUCGUGAUGCUUCACCACGCUGGUCAGUGCGGAUGAUGUAGGGGGUGGGGGAGCGUAGAUGUAGGAGCUAUAUUAUAGCACAACAACGAAUCAUUUCCCCAAUACGUUCCUGCUGCUGGCAACAUAGCCGCAAAGCAGGCUACAACACCUGUAUGUACACAUCUCGAACUUAUUUCGCACCAAUCAUAGCCAACCGUGUUAAAGACGGUGGUCGCCCAUCCAAGCACCGUCCAGGCUCAAUCCACCUGAGCUUCUGAGAUCUGAUGAGGAGAUCGGAUGAUUUAUUCACGUGCAGUAAAUCUGAUUAAUAUUAGCCUGUAAAGUAAUUAAGUAUAUGCUUAUAGAUUGAGGAGGCAGCCAACCCUUAGCUCAAUAAUUUUAAGGGGCACUUGCCUUGGCUCAAGUUCACACUUCACAACUCCGCACCACAGCAUCAGCCAAUGUGAGCAUCACACCGCCUCUUUCAUGUAGUAAAUGCCACUCAGCUACAGUAAGUAAAACUGUCUCUGGGCACUCCAGUUCCCUUCCUUAGAAAAUCGAAGCAGUCCUUAAAAUGGACUUGCACAUACAGUAAAACCUCGUUAUUUCGGCAUUUGAACCGUAUGGCGGGACCCCGGGGUCUCGAAUUAAUGGAAGUAAAAAUCGUAAUUAGUUUCUUUUUGGCGACUCCGUCCCACCGCGCACAUAAACGCCGCGACCCGCCUGGCGCGGGUCAUUCCGUUCAAGCGCAGCGGCGAGGACGAAUGCGCAGAAGAAACAAAACUUUGAAACUUUGAUUUGCGCUUCGUGUAGACCUCGUCGAGAGGAAUAUAUUUCCGUAUCGUUUGCCUUCAACAGACAUUAAAUGACGUCGCAACGCAGUGUAUGCGAGAGCCGGGGGCUGAUGGGCCACCCCAGGGUCCCCCCAUCAGGUUCAUUUGAUGAUUCUUAAUUGGGGAUAAUUGGGCACGGCUGCGCUUUUGGCAUAUAUACAGUAUUAGUAUACAGUAUUAAUAUACAGUACCAGUAUACAGUAUGAGUAUACAGUAUCAGUAUACAGUAUUAGUAUAUAUGCCGGAGGAGCCACUGUGGAGUACCAUUAUAUAUAAUUCGGAAUAUUGGAUAAUUCAGCAAGGCCAGAGCCCCAUAUGUGUUUGAAUUAACAAGGGUUUACUGUAUGUCCAAUUGUAGGAUAUUUCUGGACGAUAAUUUUGAGUUUAGAUGGAACAUAAAAAAAAAAAUCUCUGGUGUGCAACUGUCGUCACCCAGAACAGGCCAUGGAACAUAUCAGAAUCAUUAUUCAGACUGGAGGAAUCUGAAGCUCUUUUUCACAUAUGUCCAGUAGAAUUUCCUUGUUUCACAGAUAACAACUCAAAUAUGAAGGAGGCAUCACAGCGAUGGUUCACCACUCCAUUUCUCCUGACGCAAUCGUCUGGCUCAACCAGCUCAAUGUGAAAUUACAGUUGUUGCUCUACAGUCUACAUCAACAUCGGUCACAUGAAGAAGAAUCUUGAGUCUCGGUUUGGUUUAGUUGGAUAGAUACAUGGCAAUGUUAUUGUCGCUAGCAAAUAAUUAACAGUUACUUUUAUUUUCCCAAGAAUGCCUCACUUGAGUCGCAAUUUAUUUUAGGAGGAUCUUGAAUUUACAUAUUUGGCUAAUUUCUCCAGUGUCUUGAGAAAGUGGAUUAAGGGGGGGUGGGGGUGGUGGUCUUUGCCACCAGCAAUAAUCACCUCCGAUUAGCGCGGUUGGCUACGUACGGUGCGAAAGAAGUUCAACAUACAUACAUACAUAGAUGACGUUAAAGGCCACGCCAUGUGUGAAUUGGAGCCAUGGUUUGUGGGAAUCCGCCAAGCCCGGCUGGUUUGUAGUCGCAUGAUGAGCUGCAUUCAGGACCAUGCCGUCCGUUUCCUGUGCAGCAACGUGCACGCGUUGACUGUGUGCUGAGUCGGGCAUUAAAGCCUACAUUAGCGAUUGACGUUUGCAUUCAGAUUAAUUAUUGGAGCAUAAAGUCAAUGGUAAAACAUUUUGUCAUUUUGUUAUUUUACACAUUGGCUUUCACGACCAAUGUUACGAUUCAUAUUUAUUUUAUUUUAUGUUAGAUCAUCGUGUAGGUAUUAUGUAAAUUAUACCCGCACGAUUUAACGUUGAUUGAUUUUAAGUGUUAUUUUAUAACAUCUGUAUUUCAUACUUCUGCAUUUUAACUCUUCGCCCAUAACAUCCUUCCUUAAAACAUAAAAAACCCACCGUUUUCUCGGAAACAGAUGAGUUGUUCUUGCGUCAUGUUUCUGACUUCUUUCGUUUCCAGAAGGCGUGCCGUCAUGACACAAUCCGUGAACCCUGACAGACCCAUUGAAGCCCGCUACCCCCUGAAUUCCUGUGGAUACGUUGAGUAGAAAAACACUGAAAGCAGCCUCUACGACGGGUGCCCAUGCCGAGUUUCGGUCAUCAGAAAAGAGGACGGCAAAUCCCCGCCGGUUGUGCUGUACUACAGGCUCUCCGACUUGUUUUUGGGUUGUAAAGCACGUUCCUUGGAAUUACAGUCUGUUCUCCUAUAACGGCGCUAGUUGCGUUCCUGAAGAACGCUGCAUUAUGAAAAAAUCGCGUUAUGAUAAAUCAUGUGAAAUUAAGGGUAAAGCACAGUCCGCGAUAACACGUGACUAUACGUAACGCAGGCUGAACAAAUACCGAGGCGUGUGGGUAGCAUCUAGAAGCAUAUAGCAGAAUCCCGUCUUGCGUGAUGCUAUGCCGAGAGGCGGCUGUACAACCGCUUAUUCAUAUUCAUGCGACGUAGUUCCAUUCACUCAAUUGCAUUUUAUCCAAUACGCGUUAAAACAAAAACGUCGUCCCUAAUACAUUCAUCCCAUUUCUAUCCAAUUCGCGUGAUGAAAACACGCCAUAUAGAAGAACAGACUGUACGUCCUGUCGCGGCAACAUGUGCUACAGCAUAAAAAAGACCGUCGAAGAGCGAUUUGUUAAAUGGUUUGACAACGAAAAAAAUGCUUGCAAUGUUUGCAACAAUAACAUUGGUGAUGAUGGACAAUAUUCUCUUUGUCAGACGGUGACAUUCUGCAAGUAAUUGUCAGAAAUUACUUAACCAAUUGCUCCUGAGGUUGUCUGAUCAGAUUUAGCCUUUUUUUAAUAGAUUGUGAACAAAUAACCUUGCACACAUGCUGUUUUUGAUUUUGUUCGGUGAUUGUUUUGCUUACCUGAAAUGUUAUACUGUACUGUGUUUUUUUUUUACUUCAUGUCACAACCUAUUUAGGCACAAUAUGCAUGCAGGUAUAACUGUACAAGGUAUUUACAUCAUAAUUCUCAAAACUGCAUUUGAGGGUGCUUACAUUAUGGAAGUUUGUUCAUAUUUUAUAACAUUAAAUUCGUUGAAUUCUUCUUGAGAAUUUGCAGGUGCACAAAAUGCCACUGAGCCACAUGGCAAAGUUAAGAGUACUGCUUAUAUAAUCUUGUUUACAAGGUAAAUUAUAAUAGUUAUGAUUUACUAGGAAUACUACCAUGGUAUCAAUUUGGUUAACACACUGAACUGAGGUCUCCUGGUGCAACACACUGGACAUAUAUACUGUACAUUGCCUCACCAAAAUACAGUGUAGAUGGCUUUGUCCCAUUCAAUCAGUAGAUCGCAUCGAAGAGUAGGCCAAAUACCACUCGAGAGGGGUUCUAUAGAGCUCCCUCUAGUAGGAGGCUCUUCCACCAGCAGUGGCAUGAGCAAGCAAUUGCAGGACUGCACCUUUACCGUUCUACAUUGCUUUGUAAAUAGUUUCAGGAAGAUACGGACUUGCUGUCAUUGUGCAGAGGCUUGGGCGGUACAUUUGGCUCAUGGUGUAUCGGGAAACAAACACUGGGAUUCCCAUUCCUGUAUUUUAUUGUUCACUUAAUUACGUACAGGCAAUGCACGUGACUUUUCGUAUGAAAGGAGAGCACAAUUGUGUACACAUUGACUUGACGGUGAACUUGCCAGAUGACUGUGUGGCUCAUGGCUUGCAAUAAUCUCGGCUUUCCAUUUCUCUGUGGUCAAUAAAUUAGGUACCACUUUGUGGGAAUUCAUAAGUGGUAGUCCUAUGGUAUAUAGCCUGUGCCAUAGGAACAUGGAAUUUCCACCACUGGCUCUGGCCUCUAAACCUUGCGCCAUGCUUAUCACAUUUAUGAGUAGAAUUUACUCGAUAUAUAGAGUGUAACCACACGGUGUUCGUCUUCUCACCGUAAACCUCAAGCGCAUGAGACUGUCGUGGUGAGGAGGGGGCCGGCAAACUCCAGGCUCAUAAAAUCAACAACCCCUGCUGAAUGUUUUAACAAUUGUAAAGUUCAAUUGAUUCAUUCGUGAGAAUUGGAGAUUUGGUUCUCAUGCUCGUAAUACAUGCCUUGAAUUGUGCAUGUCAAAGUGUAUUUCGGAUCGUCAGCAUCAGUCAUGAUCAGUCAAUCAUUGGAUGAAUGUCUCUAGCGGUUGCCUCCUCUCAUCAUGCAACGAUUUGAUGUGCUCCGUACCUGACACGAACUGAUUUACUUGCUUGUAACCUCGGUUGACCUCCAACUCGUGAUUUAUCAAAAUUAUUUGCAAAUUAUUUGCUCAUGCUACCUUAAGCUGUUUGGAGCAAACACAACUACAAAAAAAAUUAUUUUUUAAAUGUACAUUUUCAAUUAUAAAUAUAUACCCCUGUUUGGUUCAAAUGUCGUACAUUGAUUGGCCAGCCUCCAUCCCAGUUGCCAGUGUACCAUUUGUGUAAAAAAAAUGUGUACCUCUGCUAUGGACAGUUAAAAUUUGUAAAAGUAGCCUGUGCACCAUGAAUAAUGUAGGAGCGUGACAGUCUGCAUUCCAGACAUCUGAUCCUACCGGUGUAAAUGAGUGGGAGUCUACUUGAUUUGUUGUAUACUGUCGUGUGAAGAAUGUGAGACUUUUUAUACAGUGGGUGUAUUGUGCACCAGUUAUUUAUCUGAAACUGCUUUGCAUUUUAGGCAGAAUGUCUUCCAAGUCCCAUAUUUGGUGAUGAAGGCAGCGACACUUGUGGUGUAAUGAUCCACAUUCACUGGGUUUCCAAUCAGAAUGAGGGGGGAAAUGGAGGUAGCCAAGCAGCGAGAAAAAAUUGCCAAGGGCCUAGGUUUGAAUCCAGGCAGCUGCCUGGUGAGUAAAAGUGGAUUUUCAGUUUGAGCGAGUUAGUGGUCUCAGCCCAUUCACCAGUGACUACACAAACAACCCAUCGGAUACAUUUUAUUUAAAUUUGGCCAAAUUCUAGACCAGAAUGCACAAGAUAGUUUUUCAGCUCACAGCAGAGUUUGUGGGUAAGUGUGCACUCUACUCUGUAAAGAACAAAAAAGCAAGCCCUGUGAAAGAUAUCUUGAGCAGGUCGGUUUCAUGUAGCACAUGGGGCACACUGCACUUGAGAUGUAGAAUUAGAUUCUUCAUCUCGUGAGCAAUGGUAAUUGGGGAAAAUAGACGAUGCAUUUAUUUGACAGCAUGAGUUGAUUCACAGUUUACGAGUUGAUUAACAGUUUUCUAAUACGGAAUUAUUUCUCAUUAACCACAGCUCGUGUUGUGUACCUUGGUUUAUUAUUAUUUUUAGCUCCUUUUAACUAUGGAUGGAAUUCUCCUCUAAAGUCGUAUUCACUGAUUAAAUCUUGAUUCAGGAAUUCAUACUCUUUGGGUCUUUCGGUCCAGUCACGUAAAUCUAAAUAAUAGAUCGCGACGUUUCGAUCGCACCUGAAGACGAUUGCUUGUGUUGCGAUCGAAACGUCGCGAUCUGUUAUUUCUAAUAUGAUAAUUGGUUUCGAUUUAAAGCUUUCGUGACUGCAGGGAUUCAUCUUCUUGGUUCUUUCUACGUUACUUUACCGAAAGAACCAAGAAGAUGAUAAUUGGUUUUUUACCCUUUUAUCUGGCAACAAAACUGUUUUACAAGGAGUCAAGUUUGCAUAGACCACAAUACCUGCAGUCGUAAUGCAAACACAAAACAUAACUAUGAUAAUGUAUGCACUGUCCUUGAAAUUGAUUGGUCCACACCCGAGACAGCUUUCCUUAGAGCCUAGUCUCACCCUGAUGUUGGACCAGAUGACGCCUAAAAGGCGCGCAACUCAAAGACAAUGCACCAUCAGAGUAUGAGAGCUCGGGGUAUAAGCAUUUACAUCAUUGGAACCUCCUUUACAGGCAAAUGAGGUUCCAAUGGUCUAUUAUUUCUAUUUGGACCGAAAGCCCCAAAGAGUUCGUAUUCACAGCAUUCCAAAUGCACUUAAAUUGUUUUAAGGGCAUACAUUUGUAUCCUGUUGAAGAAUAGAAUGCAUUUUUUUCGAAGGACAUGCACGGUUCAAUCCCUCCUUUUCAGUUUCCAAAGAACGUGAGUGCCAGUAUUCAGCACUUAUUCGAAAACGGUGAAUUGGAAACUAAGCAAAUGAGUGGAAAAAGCGGCACCUGAGUAUACAUUCUUGAUUGCAAUAUUUUGAAUUCCAGAACUUUGCCUUGAUUUACUUGUGUAGUUCCUGUAACAUAGAAAAUAUGAAUGGGCAUUUAGAAAUUACUUGAGGAAUUGUAGUUUUACAUGAUAUUUAAAUUAGGUUUUGUGCACACCUAAUUUUAAUAUCAUGGCAUGAAUAAAUAAAAUGUCUGCAUUGUGACACAGACAACGCCAAUACGCGUGUUAAGGAAUAAUCAUGUCUUCAAAAUAAGUAUUUGGGUCACAUUUGGACAAUACUGUAAUUAGGCUUGCAUAGAAAAAUGCUCGCGCUCAUUAAAAGUUAACUGUAUUGAUUUUUAAACGCCAGCCGCUGCAUUUAUUUACUCCGUGGAAAAUUAAUUACGUUGAGGCCUUACAGUUUUGAAAAAAGUCAUGACUUUUUUCUUGUUUAUAUAUUUCAUUGACAACACGUGAAUUACGUUUGGAUGCAAGUUACUUUUUAAAGCUAACGCACAUAAAAUAGCCUUCGUAAACUUUUUAAGUAGCAAUUUUUAAAACGUCUUUUUUUUCAUACAUUAAUACGAUUUCUCAGGGAAAAAAUAUUCCCUCUUUUUGUACUGUGGACUACAUAAUGCGCUUGUAUGCACAGUCUAGUAAAAAAAUGCGUGACAUUU
Lethenteron reissneri (Far Eastern brook lamprey) is the source of this 8513-nucleotide messenger RNA. It is a transcript of the gene NINJ1, whose product is annotated as ninjurin 1. The record is from RefSeq and is a predicted model, not a curated record. Gene Ontology annotation, cellular component: membrane. Gene Ontology annotation, biological process: cell adhesion; tissue regeneration. Lineage: Eukaryota; Metazoa; Chordata; Hyperoartia; Petromyzontiformes; Petromyzontidae.